Molecule: messenger RNA, 1912 nt
Organism: Anarrhichthys ocellatus (wolf-eel)
Lineage: Eukaryota; Metazoa; Chordata; Actinopteri; Perciformes; Anarhichadidae
Product: AFG3-like protein 2
Exons: 9
Coding region: 167-1501 (444 amino acids)
Biological process (GO): mitochondrial protein processing
Cellular component (GO): membrane; m-AAA complex
Molecular function (GO): ATP-dependent peptidase activity; zinc ion binding; ATP hydrolysis activity
Source: RefSeq, a predicted model, not a curated record
GUAAUACACCCGAAAGCUGUUUGUCAGCCGCCAUUAAACCAAGAGAAGAAGAAGAAGGAGGAGAAGGAGGAGCAGUGUAGAGUAAAGAUGGCGGAGCACAGCGGUUCCGGAACACAAACUUUGCUCUUGACUCGUGUCUAGAGGUCUGUCAGUCUCUCCGGUGAGGAUGGCUCACCGAUACCUGCGGCUGUCCGCCGGCUGCACGAGCAGCUUCCGGCUGCUGCUGGGGUCCAGCGCUGCAGUCCGACAGGUGACGUGUUCGGCCGCUGCAGGACAGGUGGAGAGGGGGCGGAGCCUGCUGAGUGACCUGCUGGGGGUUUACAGGAGGCUGAGCUCCAGACCACCUAAAGGUUUUGAGAAAUAUUUUCCAGGAAGUCAGAAAACUCCAAAAAACAGUGAAGCCGAAGCAGCAACCAAAGAGGCCAAUGCUCAGAGAUCUUCUGGGAAGACAUCAGGAGGUGGUGGUGGUGGUGGUGGUGGUGGAGGUGGAGGAGGAGGAGCUGGAGGUGGUGGUGGAGGAGGAGGAGAUGGAAAACGAGGAGGCCGUAAGGAGGAGUCCCACUGGUACAGCCGUCUGCAGAAGGGGGAUGUUCCCUGGGAUGAUAAAGAGUUUCGGAUGUACUUCCUGAGCGGAGCAGCGUUCUGGACCACCGUCACCUAUUUUUUCUUCUUCAGGGACGGAGGACGAGAGGUCACAUGGAAGGACUUUGUCAACAACUACCUGUCCAAAGCAGUGGUUGACCGGUUAGAGGUGGUCAACAAGCGGUACGUUAAAGUGUUCUUCGCUCCGGGGAAGACUCCGGUGGACGGGCAGUAUGUGUGGUUCAACAUUGGCAGUGUGGACACGUUUGAGAGGAAUCUGGAGACGGCUCAGUACGAGCUCGGCAUCGAGGGAGAGAACAGACUGCCGGUGGUUUAUUCCACCGAGAGUGAUGGCACCUUCCUACUGAGCAUGCUCCCCACGGUGCUCAUCAUUGGCUUCCUGCUGUUCAUGCUGCGGCGGGGCCCGGCGGGGGCGGGGCGUCCCGGCCGGGGGAUGGGCGGGUUGUUCAGCGUCAGCGAGACGACAGCGAAGAUACUGAAGGACGAGAUCGAUGUGAAGUUCAAAGACGUGGCGGGCUGCGAGGAGGCCAAGCUGGAGAUCAUGGAGUUCGUCAACUUCCUGAAGAACCCCAAACAGUACGAGGACCUGGGCGCCAAAAUCCCCAAGGGAGCCAUCCUGACGGGUCCUCCAGGAACAGGAAAGACUCUUUUGGCCAAAGCAACGGCCGGUGAGGCCAAUGUACCGUUUAUUACCGUCAACGGAUCUGAGUUCCUGGAGAUGUUUGUGGGCGUUGGCCCCGCCAGGGUGAGGAACACACACACACACUGUUUAACUGUCUCUAUUGUCUUUGUUAAUCAUUAUUUUAAGUGUCUGAAAUCACAACAGAAUGUCUCUAACGAGCCAAAAGCAGGUUUGAAUACAAUCAUUAAUAACUUGAUGGCAGAUCGAUUCCACUGAUUGGUCCGACAGGAAACAACACGGAAUAUUACUCUUGAUCUGCUUUGACCUCCACGAUCAACAGAUUAAUCUGACGUAUACAGCUCUGUUGUUCUUAAACACGUCAGCUGUCGGCUGUGGACUGAAGAGGACGUUGGAUUGAGGCGGACUCGUUGAUCUCCAGUGAUUGGUUGAUGGAGAUGGUAACAGAUUGUGAUGAAGCAAAAACCUUCACUACAGAGUCAACAUUUACAAAUGUCACCUGAUUGAGUUCAGUUUGGAAGUUUACUGACAAGGAAAAGAAAAUAAGUAAAUAUUUAAAUUCACAAAAACAUAAACGAUACAAUAGCUCUAUUACAUUAUAACUAGUGCUGGGCAACGAUUAACAUGAUUAAUCUCAUUGUUAUGCACAAAGUACAAUAAUGAAUUAUA